This is a messenger RNA of Vanessa atalanta (red admiral), 1205 nucleotides long. It is a transcript of the gene U2A, whose product is annotated as U2 small nuclear ribonucleoprotein A'. Gene Ontology annotation, molecular function: U2 snRNA binding; protein binding. Gene Ontology annotation, biological process: mRNA splicing, via spliceosome. The record is from RefSeq and is a predicted model, not a curated record. The coding region runs from base 150 to 929 and encodes 259 amino acids. Lineage: Eukaryota; Metazoa; Arthropoda; Insecta; Lepidoptera; Nymphalidae. Gene Ontology annotation, cellular component: U2 snRNP. The transcript has 6 exons.
CUAUCUAUUGUCUAUGUCAAGUUUCAAAGCGUUAUAAACUGCGUUACUUGUGACUGUAAAUUGUAAUUUUAAUGUCAACAAUUUCAUGUUUUAUGGAAAUAAAAUUAGCGUAUAGUGAAUUAUACUUACAUAUUUAACAGAAUAUCAAGAUGGUAAAGCUUACCACGGAACUCAUACAAAAUUCCAUGCAGUAUAUUAACCCCUGUAGAGAUCGCGAACUAGAUCUCAGAGGUUACAAAAUUCCUCAAAUUGAAAAUUUGGGUGCAACUUUAGAUCAAUUUGAUACAAUAGACUUUUCUGAUAAUGAUGUCAGAAAGUUGGAUGGUUUUCCCUUGUUAAAGAGGCUUAAAUGCUUGCUUCUCAACAACAACAGGAUCGUGCGCUUAAGUGAAAAUUUGGAACAAUAUUUACCUAAUCUGGAAUCACUUAUAUUAACAAAUAAUAACAUCUCUGAGUUAGGUGAUUUGGAUCCUCUGGCUACACUUACAAAGUUACGAACACUUUCACUAAUGCAUAAUCCUGUAGCAAAUAAACAACACUAUCGAGCAUAUGUUGCAUUUAAAUUGCCUGAACUAAGAUUAUUAGAUUUUAAAAAAAUAAAGCAAAAGGAAAGAGAUGAAGCUAACAUUUUAUUUAAAAGCAAAAAAGGAAAGGAAAUACAGAAGGAAAUCACAAGAAAAGCCAAAACCUUCGUACCUGGUGGAAACAUGCCAGAUCCAAAAGUUACAAACCUUACACCUCAAGAAAUACAUAAAAUCAGAGAAGCAAUUAAGAAUGCUUCUUCUCUCCACGAGGUUGAGCGGCUAACAAGAAUGUUGCAGUCUGGACAAAUACCUGGACAGAAACCAUUACAGCCUCAGUCAACUCCAACCAAUGGACAGCAAAAUGAAGAUGAAGAAAUGGAGACGGAUCAAACAAAUGGUCAGUAGAGAGUAAGGUUUGUUUUAACAAGGUGUUACAGCUAUAAGAACAGAUACAUGCAAAAAUACCAAUUAUUAAGCUGAUAAGAACAGUGUUUUACUACAAAUUUGGCUUCAAAGGCAGAUACUACAUAAGUAACAAAUUAGUAUGGAGUGGUUUUCUUUCCAAUCCUUAUUAAAUUGACCCAAAAUUAUUAAUGAAACAUGAAUUUCAUAUCAAAAAAUGUUAUAUUGGGCCAUUUGUUUUUCAGUAAAAAUUCAACAGUGAUAAAAGUAUUUUUUUUU